AUGACUGUCGCCAUGACCGAGCAGAAGCAAGAGCUUUCCCUCUCGUCGGAGCACGUCGAUGAGAUGCCAGUCAAGGCUGAAGAGGCCAUUAGCAACGGACUUUGUAUGACGGAUGAGCAGUAUGAUGCCAAUGAGAAGAGUCUGGUACGCAAGUUGGACUUUACUCUUCUGCCCAUGGUCUGGCUGCUUUACUUCUUCAAUUAUCUCGACCGAAAUAAUAUCGCACAAGCACGUCUCAGCAGCUUUGAACAGGACCUUGGUCUCAAGGGUAACCAGUUUAAUGUUGCAGUGUCGAUCCUGAACGUCGGAUACAUGCUUAUGCAACUCCCCAGCAACAUGCUCCUUACUCGAACCCGCCCAUCGAUGUACAUCCCAGUCUGGACUGCUUUGUGGUCUAUUGUGUCUGCCGCUACUGCUGGGGCUGGUACUUACACUCACUUGAUCGUCAUCCGAUUCUUCCUCGGUGCCAUGUUCCUGCUCAGCUGCUGGUAUCCUCGCAAGGAGCUUGCCCUUCGAACCGCGAUCCUAUACUCUGGUGUUCUCCUCGCCACCGCCUUCUCAGGUCUCAUUGCCGCUGGUGUUCUAUCAGGACUUGAGGGCGCUAGAGGUAUGGCUGGCUGGCAGUGGCUAUUCAUCCUCGAGGGCGCCGGAAGCUUUGUGGCUGCUAUCGUUGCCUUCUUCGUGCUGCCUGACUUCCCUGGACAAAAGACUGGAGCGAUGAAGUGGCUGCUUUCGGACGAUGAACAGAAGGUGGCUGUUGAGCGUAUCAACAGAGACCGUGUCUCUCUUCCAGAUGCUGAUCACGGUGUCUUUGCAGGCUUGAUGAUGGCUGUCAAGGAUCUCCGAACUUGGGUCUUCGUCAUCAUGCUUACGGCCAACCAUAGUGCCUAUGGCUUCAACAGCUUCUUUCCCACCAUCGUCAAGGGGUUCAAGCUCGGCAACACCACCCUUACCCUCAUUCUUACUGCCCCUCCUUAUCUCAUCGCCACGGCCACUGCCUUCGCCACAGCAUGGUCCAGCGAUCGUCGCAAAAACCGAGGCUAUCACAUCGCCAUCCCUCAGGCAGUCGCCUGCAUCGGCUUCAUCAUCUCCGUUGCCACACUCAACAACGCCGCUCGAUACGCGGCCGCUUUCCUUUACAUCUGCGGAUGUUUCUCAUCCAACGCGAUGGUCUUUAGUUGGGCUAGUUCAACUCUGAACCAGACGCCUGAGAAGCGAGCGUGCGCCACUGCCAUCAUCAAUCUUCUCAGCCAGCUUGGUAAUAUCUGGAGCCCUUAUUUCUUCCCUGCUAGUGAUGGACCGCGCUACAUCAAGGCCAAUCUGCUCAUGAUGGCCUUUUCGGCGCUUUCGGUUGCGACUUGUGUGUUCAUGAGAUUUAGCUUGCAGAAGGCGAACAAGAAGCUUCGCGAGUCUGGUGAUGGUAUCAAUUUGUUUACCCUGUAA
Messenger RNA from Fusarium oxysporum Fo47, 1443 nucleotides. Its product is annotated as major facilitator superfamily domain-containing protein. The transcript is spliced from 5 exons. Gene Ontology annotation, molecular function: transmembrane transporter activity. The coding region runs from base 1 to 1443 and encodes 480 amino acids. Gene Ontology annotation, biological process: transmembrane transport. Lineage: Eukaryota; Fungi; Ascomycota; Sordariomycetes; Hypocreales; Nectriaceae. The record is from RefSeq and is a predicted model, not a curated record. Gene Ontology annotation, cellular component: membrane.